Messenger RNA from Didymodactylos carnosus, 261 nucleotides. Lineage: Eukaryota; Metazoa; Rotifera; Eurotatoria; Philodinida; Philodinidae. The record is from the annotation of a GenBank genome assembly.
AUGAAAUCAUUUUGGAAUGUGUUUUUAAAAAUGACAAAUAUUCACGUAUUAAAAGAUCCAAAAAUGUUAAUUAUUUGUUUAGCAAAUGUUUGUUCAAUGAUUGGUUAUUAUACACCUUAUUUAUUUACAACAAAACUUGCUUAUCAACUUGGAAUAUCGGAAUAUCGAGCAGUAUUUCUCAUUUCUGUGAUUGACGGUCAGAUGUUUACUGACAAUGGUUGUGCUGCUAAAGCCAUGGACACGUUAGAAGACCGCCCUUAA